UUGGCCGAAGGGGAGAGAAAGGAGACACCGCCUAUCGCUAUGACGCUAAGGUUGAUGGCGAACAACUCGCACAGACAAUAUCGCCGACAUGGGGGUGAGAUGAGGAGGUCAGAAUCGACGACAAACUUGUAUAUAACUCGAGCUCAUCUUCCUCCAUCAACCGGUUUCUUCUCUCUCAUCAUCACACACUCACAACACUCCUUCACUACUACAACUAAUACCUAAUACACACCAGUCAUUCUUUAAUACCAACAUCCAACUACUCUUACAUUCUUUAGAUCCAUUCUUUUCAAUCACCAACCACCAACAACCGCAAACAUGAAGUUCUUCAGCGCUGCUCUCUCCGCCGCCACCAUUGGCUCCGCUCUUGCCUCUCCCAUCCUCGGCUCUGCCUGCGGUGGUCAGGGCGCUGCCCCCUCCGGCAUCAACGGCCUUCCCUCCGGUGCCGCUCUCCCCUCCGGUGCUGCUCUCCCCUCCGGCGCCGCUCUUCCCUCCGGCGCCGCUGUCCCCUCCGGACUUGCCUCCCCCAUCAACGGCGAUAACUUGGUCCCCGCCCCCGUCCAGACCUUGACCUCCGCCACCACCCUCUACCAGACCUGGGCCACCACUGUCUCCGACUCCAAGACCCAGUACCUCACCUCCGGCUUGGCCGUCCCCACCGGUGUUCCCUCCGUCCCUUCCACUGGCGGCGCUGAUGCCGGUGCCAUCAACGGCAAGGCCCCUGUCGUCAUCGUCAAGGAGGUCACCACCAUCGUCCUCAACAUCGACGUCCUCGUCAAGGCCGACAUCGCCCACAUCCUUGAGCUCCUCGAGGUCAAGGCUGGCGUCGACGCCCAGCUCCUCCUCGAGGCCCUCGUCAGCCUCCAGGGCCACCUCCACACCGUCGUCACCGGUGUCGUUCCCCAGAUCACCGCCCUCAUCCGCCCCGAGGUCGGCCUCGUCGCUGGUGAGCUCCAGAUCGUCCUUGACCUCAUUGCCGAUGUCGAGAUCCUCCUCAGCCAGGUCGAGAACUGCCUCAAGCACCUCGUCGCCACCGUCAGCCACGACGUCCUCAAGGUCAUCGGUGCUGAGCUCAACCUCGUCUCUGGCCUCCUCCUCCCCAUUGCUACUCCCAUUGUCAACUUUGCCCUCCGCGCUGUUGUCGGCCUCCAGAUUGAGGCUCCUCAGCUCGUUGCCCAGAUCCAGGCCCGCGCUCACGCCGUCAACCUCCUCGCUGGUGGCCUUGUCGGCUUCCUUAGCGCCACCCUCAAGAUCGUCCUCUAAAUUCUUUAACCUGCCCGGUUU
Messenger RNA from Neurospora hispaniola, 1284 nucleotides. RefSeq lists its product as uncharacterized. The record is from RefSeq and is a predicted model, not a curated record. NCBI's taxonomy places the organism in Eukaryota, Fungi, Ascomycota, Sordariomycetes, Sordariales, Sordariaceae. The transcript has a single exon. The coding region runs from base 319 to 1263 and encodes 314 amino acids.